Messenger RNA from Fusarium poae, 681 nucleotides. RefSeq lists its product as uncharacterized. NCBI's taxonomy places the organism in Eukaryota, Fungi, Ascomycota, Sordariomycetes, Hypocreales, Nectriaceae. The coding region runs from base 1 to 681 and encodes 226 amino acids. The transcript has a single exon. The record is from RefSeq and is a predicted model, not a curated record.
AUGAUUAAAACUGAUCGCCGUCUGCCUCCCAAAUCCAACACGAAUCCCCGGCCCUCCAAGCGCCAGAAAACUACACCUAUCCAUCCUCCUCAUGAACCCCAUCAUUCUUCCACUUCUCCCUCCCUUACCCCCGUCGUCAACGACACCCCAUCAUCACCACCACCCUCACCAUCUAAGCCUGCCAAAUCACCAAAGCCUUCUCCACCUUCCUUCACCGAGGUCGAUUCCCUGAGGAAACAGGCAGAGCCCUACCGCCUUGCCGUCGCUGAGCUACCCGUCCAUCUCCUCGACUCCUCCUGGUCUCGCGGCAGUAACAGGCCCCUCGACCACAACCAUGUCGCCCAUCUUUGUCGCUCUUUCCAGAAUGGUGGGCUCGCACGUCGAGCUGAGCAGCACUACAUCCAGGUCUCGUGCAGUGCCGCCGCCGUUCAAAAAAUGAUCAACGACCUCCCAGAUACUGAUCAAAGCCAUGUCCAGGACCGACGUCAACAUGUGUUAUCGUUCAGAAACUGGGCCGAUUUCAUUGAAGAGAGGCCCGAGCUCAUGGCUGGCCAACAUCGCAUCGAGGCCUUGAAAGAUUACGUGAAACAGACGCAUUCCGACUCAAACGAUUUAUGGUGGAUUUGCGAGUUUUACGACAAAGGUGUGACCCUUCUCAAUUACGGUUCCCAAUACUGUUGA